UCCUCUUAAAGGGGACGCGUCGCUGUCUGCCGCUGCAGGAGAGCUCCGAUGGGAAGAACAUUUUGGAGAAAUGGUUCUCAAACUUCAGAGCCUGGACGAACCGGCGGGACACCGGGCCGGCAGCUCGGUCACAGACUGUACCGUUGAAGGCUGCAGUGUCAACUAAGCACGAUGCAGUCCUUGUCCAUGGAAGUGGGAAGCAGCAGCAGCUCAGCUCCCAGCGACACAUCUGGCUCGGCGGUGCAGGUGUGCUUUCCCGGCGCUCAGGCCUCGGUGCUCGAGAGUCUGAACCGACAGAGAGAAGAAGGCCGGCUCUGUGACCUCUCCAUCCACGUCCAGGGACAAGUGUUCAAAGCUCACCGCUGCGUCCUGGCCGCCUCCUCACCCUAUUUCCAUGACCAGGUACUACUGAAGAACAUGUCUACUGUCUCCAUCCCUGCUGUAAUGGACCCGUUGGCGUUUGAGAGCGUGCUGAGCUGCGCCUACACCGGUCAGCUCAGGAUGCUGCGAGAGGACAUAGUCAACUACCUCACGGUGGGCAGCGUGCUGCAGAUGUGGCACAUCGUGGACAAAUGCACCGAGCUGCUGAAGGAGGGCCGUGCGGUAGCAGGGAGCGGUGGAGGAGGUGGCGGCGUGCAGGACGGAGCGGGCAUCAGAGGAGGUGAAGGGUCAGCUAACCCCGGGUGUAGCAGCAGCAGCAAUGGGGACACUGACGCAGGUGGAGGUAACAGAGCUGUAAGAAACGGUGGGGUUGGUGCUGGACAAGCCCAAGUGGUCGGGUCCAUCGAGGCCCAGCGUGCCUCCCAGCCUCCCAGCCGGCCAUCAGUGAGCGAGAGCCAGUCUCCCAGCAGCACCAACUACUUCAGCCCCAGGGACGGGAGCGGUGCAGCCGCAGCAGGAGCUUCAGUGGACGGAGGCGGGGCUAGCAACACCCCAAGCUACUGCACCCCUUCUGGAGGAGAGGAAGGAUUCCUUAUUGAGGAAGAGGAGGAGGAAGUAGAGGAGGAAGAGGAGGAGGUGUUGUACCACCAAAGGAAGCGGGGAAGAGGAGGAGGGAGUGGCAGGAGGAAGAAAAUGAGCUCGUUGUCGGAGCAGGAAGUCGGGGUCAGCGACAGCUUUGGUGUGUCGUCCUAUCAGGAUGGGGAGGAAACAGCGAUGCCACCUCAGAAGCGUCCUACAUACAGCCAGCCCAGCAUCAUGCCUCGUAAACAGUGGGUGGUCGUGAAAACCGAGCGAUUGGAGGACGACGACCUCAUCGUAGUGUCUGGAGAAGAAGGAGGAGAAGAUGAGGAGGACGAGGAUGAGAGGGAGAUGGAGCUGGCCAGACAGAGGGAGAGAAGUGACUUCAACAUCUCCAACGUAAGGAGUCUUUCAGCCGAGCUGGGGGGGCGAGCUGAGAGUGACAUGGACUCACAGGUGGACUACUGUCAGUCUUCAGAGGACUACCUCAAGUUUGAAGGCAGUUUGAUGGACCAGACUUUGGCUCAGCACCUUCAUGACAGUGGAGCCGGUCAGAGCCAGAGCGCCAACCGUGCCGUGUCAGCGCUGCUGGGCCAGGUCCAGUCUGCAGCCUCAGCCCGGACUCAGCUCUUCCCCCUUGACAUGCAGGGGAACCAGAUCCUCCUCUACAGCCAGGCCUCCGGUCUCUCUCUGGACUCUUCGGCCCCGCCCCUGGGUCUGACUGGUGGUAUGAUGGGAGGAGCCUCUUUUAAAGGACCCGGUCUGGAGCACGGUGCGGUGCACCUGUCUGUGCAGGGCGGUUUGGGAGUGGACGGCUUGGACAGCGGGGGGAUCGGGAGUGGGGGCGGUGCCAACAGCACUGGGGGUUCAGGGAAAGUAUUUAUGUGCCACUGUGGGAAGACGUUCACUCACAAGAGCAUGCGGGACCGCCACAUCAACAUGCACCUGGACCUGCGGCCCUUCCACUGCCCAGUCUGUUCCAAGAAGUUCAAGAUGAAGCAUCACCUGACGGAGCACAUGAAGACGCACACGGGCCUCAAGCCGUACGACUGCCUCAGCUGUGGCAAGAAGUUCAUGUGGCGAGACAGCUUCAUGAGGCACCGCUCACACUGCGAGAGGCGCGGCGGGCUGGGAGAGAGCGGCGAAGGAGGGAGCAGCAGUGAAGGAGGGAGAAGAGGAAGUGAUGACGGGCAAGAUUUGAUGUCACCUCCUCAACUCCUCCUGUCUGCAGGCGAAGGAGGACAUGGAGGAAUUCUGGGAGGAAGAGGAGGCGUGUCUGUUACUUCCCCACAUCUCUCGGGCUCUGUUCUGUCGCCGCAGCACGGCGGUGUCUCAGCCGCAGGAAGCAUCAGCAACAACAGCGUGAGCAGCAGCAGUGCUGCCCUGAGCAACAACAUGGCCGCCACAGGGGCGCUUCUAGGGGUCGUUUCAAGUCCAGGUCAGGGAUCAGGGAUGUUUGGUGGACUGGGGCUGGGACGAAGUGUGUGUGAUGAAGAUGUGUGUGAGGUUAGUGCCAAUGAUAGUAGUGUGACUUAAACCAAAAGUGUGUGUUUUGUCCACCAGGGGGCUGUCGUGUUCCUGGUUCCUGCGGCUGAUUUUACAAUGUUGUAAACUUGGAGCAAGUGAAGCACUUUUACCCGCCAACACUCACAACAAGCAGUGAUAAUCUUUGUGAAGGAAGACAACGCUUCUGUUGGACAAAAACUGAAGAACCUGUACGUGUUUAUAAAUCAACGCCAUUCUAAGAUUCCACUGUUGACCAUUGUGCCGUAAAGUAAGUGAAAUAGUGGUCGUUCUGAUGGCGUCUCUAACUAUCCUCCAAUCGUCACGCCACAAAGACUUUUAGGGAACCUGCCUCCAAAAAGUGGCCUCAGUAAAAUGGACCUUCACUCUCAGUGAGAGGGGUUUAGUUUUCAGUAUCAGAAACGUUGUUAAAGGUUGUUUUUUUUUUGUUCUGUGUCAGAGUGUUGUUUAUGUUGAGAGGAGACCAAAAAGUGAACAGACUCUUACCUUCUUCUGUGGCAACAUUAUAGUAUCAGUAGAGUAGAUACAAGGCUGUUCUAUCGUAACGUAUUGUACUUUAUAAAUAUAAUAAGUUAACACAAAUCUGCACAUACCCAUGGUUCAGUGUUUGAAGAGAAGAAGCAAACGUUGCAGGUUUGUGUUUCUGAAUUGACAGCGGUGUGUCUUCUCCUGCCGUGUGGAUUUGGAAGUUACGUCAUGGCUGCUUUGCUUAAAGGUUAUCCAGUUGAACAGUUAAAUAAUUAUUUAUCUUAACAAGAGGACAAAGAAAUAUCCACACAUGUGUAGAGAGGAGUUUUCACCUGACACUAACUAUCUGGUCUUUUGGCUUGAACUCCAGACUCACUCUGAUGACUUUGUUUGUUUUUUAAAGAAACAAAAGUCAGAAGUGAAGUUUUAAAUCUGUUGUCCGAUAUGGUCCAUCCUUUCUAAACAUAAACAUGUUUAACUCUUGAAAAGCAGGAGGCGACUCGUCUUCUCAGCCUCUGUGUUCGGCCUUCACUGUCUCGUUGUUCACAGAGUUUACUUGUAGUGAGGAGAAGUUUAUUAUUACUGUAAAUAUAAAGAGUAUAUACGUCGUAUGAACACAUACUAACCUGUCAUUCUGAAGCGCUCGGGUCCAUCUGAUCCGCUUAAUCAGCUGUAGAGAAAGUGUUCUGCACAGGGUUUCCUUGUUAUUGAAACCUCCUGAUGGUAGAUGUUGUCCUAUCUAAGCUAUACAGUGUAUAGUGUGUUUACAAGCAUACCUCACCUGAAACAAGUUAGGGACCUCAUUUUAAAGAAAUCCUCACUUUUCAGAAGCUGGCACACACACAAAGAAGUCUUUUCUUUUUUUCAUACAGUAACAUUUUAUUAUUGAAAAAAGCCUACAUUGUGUUUGUUUUUUCUGCAACAAUUUUCAACAGUUACAGACCCUGACCUCUCAGAUAUUUGUGGACAUUUUAAUUUCAACGCUUUAUCUUAUUUUGAAGUAGUCUUCCUGUUUGGUUUCUUGGUGUGAAUGUAGUUGUAGUCCAGGUCACUUGUUAUGCAGAAGGCACCAGUUUGAAAGAUAAGCUUAAGAGUCCUUAAAUGUAAGUUUCCUAAGAAGUAAACUUUGAUAAAGAUGUUAGGAGGCACACAAAAAUCUGCUGUUCGUCUGAAUUAACAAGGUCGACGCCUCAGCUGCACAUUUGGGAUCCAGAAAUUCAGCAAUGCAUGUCUCUGCGUGUCUCUCGAGUCACCAGCCUGAAUGGAUUUCAGAUGCAUCAUCUUAUGUCCAUGGAGCAUGUCGUAUCAGCUGAGGUGAUCCUGCAGAAACUCUGCAACGUCCAGCAAGCGGAGCAGAGCUUGUUUUGAGUCUCAACAGCAAAGAUCUGAUGUGUCUGCACAAAGUCAAUAAACUGAUUAACAUUAUCUACGUUACUGAAAAGUAACUCCCAAAUAAAACUGGAUGUUAAUGAAACACUCGAGUGGUCAAAAUGAGAGCUUCUGUUGGAUCUGAAGGAUAAUGGUGUCUCGUUACUUCAACUUUUCCUUAUUCCAGAGAUAAUCACCUCGUUAAUUCAGACAAACUGAGCAGAUUUUUAGAUGUGAACGCAAAACGCUUCCUGUUAAGUAGCGCGAAGGCCAUGUUUGGAUUUCAGCUUUUGGAACAAAGUAAAUAAAACCUGUAUUAAAAGAAAACCUGUCCUACUGAUGGUCAGGAUAUUUCCUUUGAUUGUUUAACAUGAUUAACUACUGGGGUAGUUCACGUAAAAACUGUCCCUUCAUGACAUCACAAAGGGCAGUAGCCCCUCCCCCAGCUGGGUGACACUCCCACAGCUAGGUGUUUGUUCUGC
This is a messenger RNA of Labrus bergylta (ballan wrasse), 4802 nucleotides long. RefSeq names its product zinc finger and BTB domain containing 22b (gene zbtb22b). The record is from RefSeq and is a predicted model, not a curated record. Lineage: Eukaryota; Metazoa; Chordata; Actinopteri; Labriformes; Labridae. Gene Ontology annotation, biological process: regulation of transcription by RNA polymerase II. Gene Ontology annotation, molecular function: DNA-binding transcription factor activity, RNA polymerase II-specific; RNA polymerase II cis-regulatory region sequence-specific DNA binding; protein binding.